UUUGUCUUGGUGAUUGAUGUUGGCCCGUCGAUGCAUAAAGCUCUUCCGGAGAUAGAGAAGCUUUGCUCUAUGCUAGUGGUGAAGAAGCUCGUUUACAGUAAAAGCGAUGAAGUGGGAGUUGUUUUGUUUGGAACAGAAGGCACGGAAAAUGCGUUAACAACUGAAGUGGGUGGAUAUGAUCAUAUAACGGUUCUACAAAAUAUCAAAGUUGUCGAUGAGCAUCUUAUUCAGGCUGUAGAGCAACUCCCACGAGGAACUCAUAAUGGUGAUUUUCUUGAUGCCGUAAUUGUUGAGAUGGAUACGCUGAUAAAGAAAUAUGGAGAAACAAACAAAGGAAAGAAACAUCUUUGUCUAAUUACAAAUGCACACUUCCCUAAACCUCCAUUAGAGGGAAGUAAAGAAGAUCAAGUUACGGCCAUUGCCGGACACAUGAAUACACAAAGCAUGAGACUUGAAAGUAUAGUCAUAAGAGGACUUACUGGGGAAGCAAAGAAAAGCAUAGUGGACGAGAAUGAUCAUUUAUUGGAUAUAUUCUCAAAGACAACAUGUGCGAAGUUAGUACAUGUCGAGACUCCAACCUCGUUGCUAGGUGCUCUUCGAACUCGGAAAAUUUCUCCUGUUACAAUAUUCAGGGGUGAUCUUGAGCUGACCCCCAAAAUGAAGAUAAAGGUAUGGGUUUACAAGAAAACGUCAGAAGACAAGUUUCCCACUCUGAAGAAAUUUUCUGAUAAAGCCCCUCCAACAGAUAAAUUUGCGACACAUGAAGUCAAGGUGGAUUUUGAGUAUAAGAGUGCUGAAGAUCUGAGUAAAGUCAUACCUCCAGAACAGAGGAUCAAAGGUUAUCGUUAUGGACCUCAAGUAAUUCCCAUAUCAUCUGCUGAAUGGGAUGCUGUCAAGUUCAAACCAGAAAAAAGUGUGAAACUUCUGGGAUUUUCUGACGCUCAGAACAUAUUGCGACAUUAUUACAUGAAAGAUGUAAACAUUUUCAUUCCUGAACCGCAUAACACAAGGGCCAUUCUUGCAGUUUCUGCCUUGGCAUGAGCAAUGAAAGAUACGAAUAAGGUGGCAAUUGUGCGCUGUGUUUGGAGACAAGGACAAGCGAGUGUUGUUGUUGGGGCCUUGACACCCAAUGUGUCUGACAACGAUAAUAUUCCUGAAUCUUUUUACUUCAACGUACUUCCUUUUGCUGAGGAUGUUCAAGAAUUCAAUUUCCCGUCCUUCAAUAAUUUCCCAGCAGCAUGGCAACCAAAUGAUCAGCAGCAAGAUGCUGCUGAUAACUUUGUGGGGAUGUUUGAUCUUGUACCACCUGGAAAACAGGAGCUUUUGCCGCCUGACGUGGUGUACAUGCAAAGCUCACAUGUAUACGAUAUUUUUCGUCAUCUCGAGUUAAAGUCAAGGGACCCAGAUGCAGCUGUACCUCCAGUCGAUGAAACCCUCAAGAAGAUUAGUGAACCAGAUAAGGAGCUGAUUGCUGAAAACAAGUCUAUUAUUGAUGCAUUUCGUAGUCGUUUUGAUGUUAACAACUCAAAGGAACCAAACAAGUUCAAUGAUUUUCUGCGGUCUCUGUGCAAAUACUGCCAAGAGAAUUACCUAACCAGUUUCUGUGAAUUUCUUGCAACCAAAGAACUCACCUUGAUUCCCAAGGCAGAAGCUAUAGACAUUGAAGUUACAGAUGCUGAAGCUAGAAGCUUUCUGGUCAAACCAGAGCCAAAGUUGGAAUGAAUGUUUCAGUGCUGAAAAUGGUAUGGUCGUAUGGAUCUACUGCGAUGUUGAACGAGAAAUCAGUCAAUCAAUAUGUAGAUCCCAAAUUUUGUUAUAUGUGGCUUGAUCUGUGGAUAUUUCGGAUGUAUAGAAAUGCGGAAACAUGAAGAAAUUGUAUCUUGCUACACUAUUGCUGUUCUAAUCAGAAGCCCCAACUCUU
Argentina anserina (silverweed cinquefoil) is the source of this 1921-nucleotide messenger RNA. Its product is annotated as ATP-dependent DNA helicase 2 subunit KU80. Gene Ontology annotation, molecular function: double-stranded DNA binding; damaged DNA binding; telomeric repeat DNA binding. Lineage: Eukaryota; Viridiplantae; Streptophyta; Magnoliopsida; Rosales; Rosaceae. Gene Ontology annotation, biological process: DNA recombination; telomere maintenance; double-strand break repair via nonhomologous end joining. Gene Ontology annotation, cellular component: nucleus; Ku70:Ku80 complex. The record is from RefSeq and is a predicted model, not a curated record.